Messenger RNA from Stereum hirsutum FP-91666 SS1, 1004 nucleotides. RefSeq names its product LexA/Signal peptidase. Gene Ontology annotation, cellular component: membrane; mitochondrial inner membrane peptidase complex. The record is from RefSeq and is a predicted model, not a curated record. The coding region runs from base 58 to 615 and encodes 185 amino acids. Lineage: Eukaryota; Fungi; Basidiomycota; Agaricomycetes; Russulales; Stereaceae. Gene Ontology annotation, molecular function: serine-type endopeptidase activity. The transcript has 4 exons.
GUUAGCUGACUCUCUCCGAAUCGACAUUCCUCGGCGUAGCGUCAGCAGAAUAGGUUCAUGAACAGAUUGUUCACCAAUGGCCUUUUCAGGAAUGUCAGGUCCUGGCCCAAUCGUGCCACACCUGUAGAUGUUGGGAUGAGCUUUCUCUACGGGGUGAAUUUCUUCUGCGCAUAUCAUCUCUUUGUCGAGUAUGUUGGUUCAAUCCAGCAAGUUUAUGGCCCCUCCAUGCUUCCCACAAUGUCGACUCACGGCGAAGCCAUCCUCGAGAACCGCCUCUCAUUCUACCGUCAUGGCGCAGCCUCCCUCCACCGCGGUUCCAUGAUAACCUUUCACUCCCCGCUCAGCCCCUCACGUGUAGUCUGUAAACGUAUCAUUGGUCUACCCGGAGAUAUCGUAUGCGUUGAUCCCACAGGCUUGAAGGCGCCCUCUACGGAACAUGCGGUAGUGCCGAAGGGACAUAUCUGGGUGGCGGGGGAUAAUGCGACUUGGAGCACGGAUUCGAGAGAUUAUGGGCCGGUACCUAUGGGCUUAGUGAGAGGACAUAUGUUUGCCAGAAUUUAUCCGUUCAGCAAGGCCACUAUCUUCCCGAACACUAUGACCUACAUCGACGAGUAAUCUCUCACUACUUUGCAUGCCUGCCAAAGGCCAACAGAACACGGAUGAUCUGGAGCAAGCAGUGUGUCGCUGCCAAGGGCUCAAACUUCCACGACCGUAGUCAUGGCGCUAUGGUCGCGUUUUCGAGCCGGGAAAAAUACCGUGGGUUUGUGGAAAUCUCCGAACCCUAUGCGGAUCAUACUUGUUGGUAGCACCGCCGUCUGUUUCAAGCUACAAGGCUGUAGGCACAGCACCAAGUAACAAACGUUUUCGUGUUGUUCCAUGAGCUUGACGCCUACUUCUAUAACAUCUCAAUACCUGAAGAUUUGUUUCGUGUUGUUCCUGUAUAUGCCACUCUGGCAGCCAAGCGUUACAAUGGUGUCCCAAUAUCGACCAAACUUAUCCAUCAC